Messenger RNA from Heteronotia binoei (common prickly gecko), 933 nucleotides. RefSeq names its product olfactory receptor 6X1-like. Bases 1 to 933 code for a protein of 310 amino acids. The record is from RefSeq and is a predicted model, not a curated record. Lineage: Eukaryota; Metazoa; Chordata; Lepidosauria; Squamata; Gekkonidae. The transcript has a single exon. Gene Ontology annotation, molecular function: olfactory receptor activity; G protein-coupled receptor activity. Gene Ontology annotation, biological process: G protein-coupled receptor signaling pathway. Gene Ontology annotation, cellular component: membrane.
AUGGCCAAUGGCACAUCAGUCACAGAGUUCAUUCUCCUGGGAUUUCCGGAACUUCAUAGACUGAAUGGAGCAUUUUUCGCCAUAUUUCUGUUGAUGUAUCUUCUGUCACUUACAGGAAACAGCCUGAUCAUCCUAGUUGUCCUCAAAGAACCUACGCUCCAUACUCCAAUGUACUUUUUCCUUGUCAACUUCUCCAUGGCCGAGAUCUGUUCCACAACAGCAGAGGUUCCCAAGAUGCUGGAAAACGUACUGUCAGGAAAAACCACCAUCUGCUUUGCAUGCUGCAUGGCACAAGGCUUUGUUGUCUUCUCAAUGGGGGCUGUUGAACACAUCACUCUUACCAUCAUGUCUUUUGACCGCUAUGUGGCCAUUUGCAAACCUUUGCACUACAAUACCGUCAUGACAAAUCAACUAUGCCUCCACUUGUUCUUGCUGGCUUGGGUUGGAGGGCUUACAGUAAUUAUUUCACAGUCCGCAGUUGUCUGGAGUUACCCAUACUGUGGACAGAAUGUAAUUGACCACUUCUUCUGUGAUGUUGGUCCUGUUUUGAAAUUAGCCUGUGCUGACACAACUUUGAUCGAGUUGAUUGGUCUCUUAUAUGGCGCUACUAUAAUGUGGGGCUCCUUUGGCUUUUCAUUGAUUUCUUAUACAUGCGUAAUAGCUACGAUAAUUCGGAUUCCAUCUGACACUGGGAGAUCCAAAGCAUUUGUGACAUGUGCUUCCCAUCUCACAGUUGUUUCUAUUUUCUACAUGAUUCUUAUGAUUAUGUACUUGAGACCUUCAACCCAAGGAGAUACAAAAGUCAACAAAGUGGUGUCUCUCGUGCGCACCAGUUUCAUACCCAUGUUAAACCCUUUCAUCUACACCAUCCGAAACAAAGACUUCAAAGCAGCAGCGUGGAAAAUACUGAGAAGAAAGUGUCUCAGUCUUUGA